Messenger RNA from Neltuma alba, 1853 nucleotides. RefSeq names its product transcription activator GLK1. Gene Ontology annotation, biological process: positive regulation of DNA-templated transcription. Gene Ontology annotation, cellular component: nucleus. Gene Ontology annotation, molecular function: DNA-binding transcription factor activity; transcription cis-regulatory region binding. Lineage: Eukaryota; Viridiplantae; Streptophyta; Magnoliopsida; Fabales; Fabaceae. The record is from RefSeq and is a predicted model, not a curated record.
UGCAGCCCUCUCUGGGCACUUCCAAAAAAGGCAGUAUAAAAUCGUUCAAAAUCAAAACCCCUCAUCAUCAAUGCUUGUUCCAGUUCCAAUAAUUCGCUCGUCUUCUUUUUCCACAUGCCCAGCAGCAUCCUUGUUCAGCUUUCUGCAAUUUCAUCAUCAUUUCAUGUUGCACUAAACCACCAGUUACGUUCGCACGCGACACUGAACUUUGCUAAAGUUUGAGCAGAAGUAACACCCCCCCCCCCCCGGGGCGCGCGCGCUGGCACAAAGAGUGUUUAAUUAUUAAGUUGGUGGGAAGUCUGGGAAUCGAUAUUGAUGCUCGCGGUGUCACCAUUGAGGGGAACCAAAGAUGAAAUUAAAAGCCAAGGAGAGAUGGGUGUUUUCUCAUCAAUCGUCGGUGAAGAUGACGGGUUUGGAGAAUUUUGUGAUGGGAAUCUAUUGGAAAACAUCAAUUUUGACGAUCUUUUUGUCGGCAUCAACGUCGCCGGAGAUGUGUUGCCGGAUUUGGAGAUGGGCCCGGAAAUCCUCUCCGAGUUUUCCAUGGAGUCGUCGGAGAACAUGAACUCAUCCUCGCUUUCUAUGGAAAAUAAUGAUAAUAGAGGUGAUCAACACCAGAACAGUAUUAUAACUGGGGAGGAGGAGGAUUGUGAUAAAAGCUCUUCAGCUUCGGCCUCAAAUUCUGGGUCAAGCCGAGCAGCAGAAGAGAUAGUGAACAAAAGAGACGAUGAAUGUACGGCGGCGGCGACGCUGAAGCCAUCGACGAAGAACAGUGAGCAAAAGGGAAGAAAAUCAUCAGCCCAAUCCAAAAAUUCACAAGGGAAGAGAAAGGUGAAGGUGGACUGGACCCCAGAAUUACACAGGCGAUUCGUGCAAGCAGUGGAGCAGCUUGGAGUGGACAAGGCAGUUCCUUCCAAAAUCUUAGAGAUUAUGGGAAUUGCUUGUUUAACUCGCCACAACAUCGCCAGCCACCUCCAAAAAUAUCGAUCGCAUAGGAAGCAUUUGCUGGCGCGUGAAGCAGAAGCAGCGAGGUGGAAUAAGAGGAGAGAGGUAAGGCCAUGGGCAGCGCCACCCACCAUGGGAUUCCCUCAGAUGGCUCCUCCGUCAACAUGGACGAUGCCCCAAUAUUUUAGGCCCUUACACGUAUGGGGCCAUCCCACGAUGGACCCCUACUCCUUCAUGCCCCACUGGCCUAAACAACAUCAUCAUCUUCCACAUUCAAUGUCGCAGCCGCCGCCGCCGCCGCCCCCAGCCUGGCUAUACCCAGUCGCUCCGCCACCUUCAGACCCUUCAUUAUGGCAGCCUCACCACCAGCAGGCUGAUUCAAAAGCACUAACCCCAGGAACAGGAACAUACUGCUUUCCACCUCCAACACCUCUGACUGCGACGGGAUUUGGAUCUCCUCCUGUCCCUGGCAUUCCACCCCACGGCAUGUUCACGGCAGAUCCCGACAUCGGAUCUCCCGCCGGCGGGCAACCCCCCGGCCCAUGGUCCGUCUGUGACUUCCACCCGUCCGAGGAAAGCGUAGAUGCAGCUCUUGGAGAUGUUUUAUCAAAACCAUCGCUGCCACUUCCCCUGGGCCUGAAGGCCCCGGCGCUUGAUAGUGUGUUGAGUGAAUUAAAGAGACAAGGAAUUCCCAAGAUUCCUCCCUCUCCUGCUUGACCAUCCAAACCCUAAUUCGACGACUUCUCAUCAUUUCUUUAAUUACAUGCUCAUGUAACAUCUCAAUAUAUAUAUAUUAUAAUUACGAACCAUGCUUCAUUCUUCAUCGAUAUUUCCCCCUCUGCAUAAGUGGGGCAAAAAGUGUAUGAAUGGUAUUAAAAGGUAAAUAAGCUAUAUUAUAAUGUUAUAUACUA